CUGUAGUCUUCCCCGCGGCUUGCCGCUCCAUCCCCUCCCUUCCCCUCCCCCUUUCUCUGAACCCCCGGGCUCUUCCUUCCCUUCCCCCUACCCUUUACCCCCUACCCCUUUUCAUUUUUCAGUCUAGGAAUCCUCAGCGAUAGUAAUCUUUAGCACAGGUGCUUUAGACCCGCCUAUAGGCUGUACACUUUAACCGCUGAGGUUGCAGUUAUCGCCGCCUUUCUUUUGGGGGGCCUGACCUAGUCUGCUACUCAGAGAUCUUUGGGGCUCAUCAGAGGUAAUCGAGAGUGUGCCCAGGGUGUGUGAUGCAGAGUACAAGGAAAGGAGGCCUACUUGGUGAAUAAAGUAUGGAUUCUCUCCAGGAUCAAGCCCAGUGCCUCAAGUGCCAGUCAAGCACUCUACCACUGAGCCACAACCCCAGCCCUUGAGCCAAUUCUUUACAACAAAUCUCCAUAGAAAGAUACAUCGAUAGAUAUCCUUGUGCUGCACCUCACGGCUAGUCGUGUGUUUACCUCCAUUUUAACAGCAAUACCCCACACGGAGCUUUGGGUGGACUAAGAGACCCUGGUUAAGACAGCAGCAGCUACCCUCAUUUCAACCACGUCACUCCACUUUGAAUAUUUCCCAUCUCUAAGCGGAGAAGCAAAUAUGCCUCUUAUUCUAGGAAAAAGAGAAAAUGAUCAGGAGGACAAGUUAAACAGUACACGUACUUUAAGUGAAGGAGAAAAAGAUCAGGAUGUCAUUAGUAGAUCACUUCCUCUAAGUAAAAGAGAAAAUGUUCAGGAGGAAAAGUUUGAAGAUGCCUAUGAAAUUAUCCCUAUGGCAACAACAAUGAAUCUCCUGUCUUCCUUGGAAGAAUGCACAACUGGACUAUACUUAUUUCUAAAUAACAGAUUCACAGAUGCAAUAAAUCUCAUUUACCCGUGGUCUAAAAACAGCACAUACCAUGCCCUAUUAUACAGUAUGCUUAUGGUUGUGAAAGCCAUCCUGACUUUUGAUCCACAGGACAUACAGAUUGGGAUGAAUGCUGCAAAGGAAGCUUUGAAAACCUGUAACAAUUUCCGAAGAAGAACUAGGAUAAUGACUUUAUCUCGUAUAGUGAGUAGACAGGGAAUAAGAGGUGUCAAAGAAGAAGAAUUACAUGCAGAAGUCUGCUAUGCUGAGUGUUUGAUCUUGAAAUCUUCCAUAGCAUUUAUACAGGAUGACAGUAUGAUUAGUUUUCUUAAAAGUGGGCUCAGCGUUGGGUCAAGUUAUCAAAUAUACAAAGAUUGUCAACAGGUAUUAACUCUUAUGCCUCACGGCCACAGCAAAGCCCACAGACACUUGGUUGGAGGGAUAAAAUUUGGACUUGGAUCAUUUAAUUUGAUGUUAUCACUUGUGCCACCAAAGACACUUAGACUUCUCAAUGUUGUUGGACUUUCUGGGGAGAGAGAGGUAGGCUUGGCUUUGCUUCAUGAGAGUGCAUCUGAAACUCAUAUAAAUAAUAUUUUAAGUGUUUUCACUCUACUCUUUUAUUACAGUUACAUCCAUGUAGCUUUUGGUGUUGAAAAAGUUUCCAGUUUGGCUACAGAGAAUCUCUUCCUCAUAUACCUCCAGAAAUUUCCAAACUGUGUUGUACUUAAAUUUUUUCAUGCACGUUUUAGUAUGUUGAGAGGAAAUUUUGAAAAAGCACAAUUGAAAUUACAUGAGUGCAUUUUUACUCAGAACGAAUGGAAACAGGUUCACCACCUCUGUUACUGGGAACUCAUGUGGUGCCACAUUUUUCUGCAGGAUUGGAAGCAGGCUUACAACUAUGCCCAUCUACUGUAUAUACAUAGCAGAUGGUCCAAGGCAAUAUAUGUGUACAGUAAAGCUAUCAUAUUGGCUUUACUUCCUCCUGAUUUUGUGAAAUCACUAAAUGAUAACAUGAACUCUCUCUUCUUAAAUGUGGAAAACCUGAGAAUCAAAAUUUUAGGCACCCCUGUGCCAAUAGAAAAGUUUGUUGCUGAGAAAGGUCAGCGCUAUGGUACUACUACAGGCUGGUUUGCGGCACAGCCCCUUCUGGAAUUCAUUUAUGCCUGGAGUGGUUUCCGAGUCAUGAGCAAAAAAGUAGAGCUUAUUUCAAGCUGGCUAUCAAUAAUUAACAAAGGAAAAGACCUUUUGCAGGAAAAUCCAAAUGAGGAAUAUGGCACAGAUGACAUAAGUUUCUUAAAUUUGCUGAAAGGGCUAUGCCUGAAACACCUAGGCAAAUAUUUGAAGGCUGAGCAUUACUUUAAUCGUGUUAUUCAAAAGGAGAAGUUUUUAAAAUAUGACCACUAUUUGGUGCCAUAUACUUACUAUGAACUUGGAAUUCUACACUAUCUGAAAGGAGAUUUUGCCAGUGCAACAAAAUAUCUAGACAACAUAAAGAACUAUAAAGACUAUUCCAUGGAAGCCCGGUUACAGUUUAGGGCUCAUAUAGCCCUUGAACAAAUAGCUAAAGAAAAGUGAUUUAAACACAAAGUGUGCUUUUGUUUAGCACAAGUGGAAUAUCUACAACCAGCAAAAUAAUUAGCAGGUAGAAAAAUCAUUUCUUUGUGGAAAAGAAAUUCAAGAGGCAGCUGCUAAGAUCUGAUCAGUAACAAAUAAGAAAGGAAUUGGCCAUUUCUUUCCGCUCUUUUUUUUCUCCUUAUGUUUAAAUGUGAUGAUUAGACUUGCAAAUGGAGUGACCGAACAUUCUUGAAAAAGAAAAGGCAAAUGCUUUCUUCACAUUGUAAAAAUAUUGUCUUAAAACUUCCAAGGCAGUUUUUAACACCAACUUAGAUAAUGUAUACAACUUACAAAUAAAAUAGGAAAAGUGGCCACACUCAGGAUACCAGAGGCCUGUAAAUGUUUUUUUUAUUUAAUUUUAAAGAAAAUGAUCUCGAAGGUCUUACUGAUGAUAUUUCAGUGAUAACACAGAAUAGCAUAAAUUCUGAAUGUUUUUCCCUUA
This is a messenger RNA of Ictidomys tridecemlineatus (thirteen-lined ground squirrel), 2950 nucleotides long. Lineage: Eukaryota; Metazoa; Chordata; Mammalia; Rodentia; Sciuridae. The record is from RefSeq and is a predicted model, not a curated record.